CUGCGCAAGCGCAUGGUGCAAAGAGACUUCAUUACCCAUAAGCCUUCACGCGCGUCCUCUCUAAUUUCCGCGCCUUAUCUUCUAUCGCAUUUCCGGUGCGCCUCCGACGUUUUAACGCAUGUUUUCUGUAGAAUCUUCCUGUCCAAGAGUGUUGGGCGCGUGGUUCCGAAGCCAGUGUUUUCUGACUUCACUCCAAUAAUGCGGGCCGGUUUUACUCCUCGUGGAGGGCGUGGGGAUCGCGGCGGACGCGGUGGCUUCCGAGGAGGACGGGGAGGUGGAUUUAAGUCUCCCGGAGGAGGAGGUGGUGGAAGAGGAGGCUUCCGAGGAGGACGUGGAGGAGGCGGGGGCCGCGGUCGAGGCGGGGGCUUUCGAGGAGGGCGAGGAGGCUUCAGAGGUGGUAAAAAGGUUACAGUAGAGCCCCAUAGGCAUGAAGGUGUCUUCAUCUGCCGGGGAAAGGAGGAUGCGCUGGUGACCCGGAACCUAGUACCAGGCGAGUCUGUGUACGGAGAGAAGAGGAUUUCUGUGGAGGAUGGGGAAGUGAAGGUGGAAUACCGAGCCUGGAACCCCUUCCGCUCCAAACUGGCUGCCGCUAUCCUUGGAGGCAUCGAUCAGAUCCACAUCAAACCAGGCGCCAAAGUGCUGUACCUGGGAGCGGCCUCAGGAACGACAGUCUCUCACGUCUCUGACAUAGUAGGACCGGAGGGGCUGGUGUAUGCCGUGGAAUUCUCCCAUCGUUCAGGCCGUGACCUCAUCAACGUGGCGAAGAAGCGAACCAACAUUAUCCCGGUCAUUGAGGAUGCACGACACCCGCACAAAUAUCGCAUGUUGAUCGGAAUGGUGGACGUCAUUUUUGCCGAUGUGGCUCAGCCUGACCAGUCGCGUAUCGUGGCUCUGAACGCACACAACUUCCUGAAGAAUGGGGGACAUUUUGUUAUUUCCAUCAAGGCCAAUUGCAUCGAUUCCACGGCAGCGCCUGAGGCAGUCUUUGCAUCAGAGGUAAAGAAGAUGCAGCAGGAAAACAUGAAGCCCCAGGAGCAGUUGACUCUGGAGCCCUACGAGCGGGACCAUGCCGUGGUGGUGGGCAUGUAUAGACCUCCUCCCAAACAGAAGAAAUAGAGACUGCAGAAGCUGUCGGUGGGCAUUGCGCCAGUACUGUAGGCCAGAGCAAUUUCUCUGGAUGCUUUUGGAGGCAGGACAUUUUUUCCCCCUCCAGAUCGGGCCCUGCUUCCCAAGGGCCACAUGUUCACUUCAGGAAUACUCUCCUGCAUCUGUUCUCUGUGAAGUUUUCAUAUGUAUAUUUUUUAUUAAAAUAAGAAGCCUAGAGGCAGUUACAGGUUCUGUCUGUGCACCAGGGAGAAGAAAUGUAUUUCUACCAGGACAAUGAGAAAGAGGCAAAAUUAGCUACAGCCUGGCACCCCCACAGUUGAUCAGAACUUUGAUUUCACGUGGUGGUGGGCUGAGGGCUCAGUUCUAUGUACAUUGACUACAAAAUAAAACAUUGUUCAUAUA
This is a messenger RNA of Heteronotia binoei (common prickly gecko), 1509 nucleotides long. RefSeq names its product fibrillarin (gene FBL). Gene Ontology annotation, molecular function: RNA binding; rRNA methyltransferase activity; histone H2AQ104 methyltransferase activity. Gene Ontology annotation, biological process: box C/D sno(s)RNA 3'-end processing; rRNA methylation. Gene Ontology annotation, cellular component: nucleolus; small-subunit processome; box C/D methylation guide snoRNP complex. The record is from RefSeq and is a predicted model, not a curated record. Lineage: Eukaryota; Metazoa; Chordata; Lepidosauria; Squamata; Gekkonidae. Bases 13 to 1116 code for a protein of 367 amino acids. The transcript is spliced from 9 exons.